UAGAAGUGUGACAAAAUGUCUUUCAACAUUGCUUUGAUUCUCAUGAGCAAAUCAGAUACACUCAGAUUCGACGGUGCCACAUUUGCCAAAUAAUAUUAUUAAACUCUAAACAAAUAAUAUAUUUCCUAUGAUAUAUCUGACAAAACGUCAAAAUAAAACCUGGGUGACAGGAUUUUGUGUCGCCAAGCAUGUGGAGAAGCACAGUUUGACAACGAAGGGUUCCAAUAUAUAUAUGUGAACGUUUACGAAUGUACAAAUUUUUCCAUUGAAUUCAAAGUUGGGUACUCCUGUGAUGCGUCUCAGAUUUGGUCGCUGCAAUUUCGCUAGGUAAUGACUCCCAAGGAUUUUAAUUUAUGAUCUUUGGGUUCCCACCGGAGAAAAAUACUUAAAGAUUGAUUGAAAUUGGCGGUUUGUGUGGGAUCAGAGGCAGGUUUGUGUGGGAUUUUGUUAUUCUUCUGUUUAGUAGAUUAAGGUGGGUGUUUGGCCAAUGGAAUUUUCAUUGAGUAUGGCAUGUCAUACCAGCUUGUUGGUCAGGUUCCUGUUUUGGGAAAGUGGUUUUUAACUGAUUAAAACAUGCCGUCACUAGAUGAGUUUGUAUGGCAAUGUAUUUGACCAUUGGAGGGGGGAGCUUUUCCUGUUAUGGAUAAGUUUAUAUGGCUUUGAAUCUGUCAAUUGGAAUGGGGGAUCUUUUGCUGCUAUGGGGUGUUAGAGAUAUGCUGCAGGGGACAUAAAAAUCCAUACUACUCAGAAGAAGCUGACAAAGUAGAAUGACAGUUCCACGCACUGUUAAGAGCAGCUAGGACGGGAAAUUGGCCUCCCAUUGUCAUGCUGCUGCUCUCUUCCAACAAUAUAAUCAAUCCUAAGCAAUGUGCCGGACCAAACUCAAACUUGUAAAAGAACCCAUUCCUCUCAAACCGUCCUCUAGAAAGCCCAGAUCUUCAGACGAAAUAUUAAUCAGCACCAGCAAGAGUACAGAUUCAGGCGUACAUUCGAGCAGCCUAUUUUCUAAAGGAUCCACCAGCAGUGCCCAAUCUCUUGCCAGCUAUAAAGAUUUACUUCCAGACAAUCCUAAUAUCUAUGCAUUCAAGGAAAUCACUUUGGCUACAAACCAUUUUCGUUAUGGAAAAUUAGGGAAUUCCUCAGUCUGGAAAUGCACAUUGAGAAAUAAGCCUGUGGUUGUUACAGAAAGAAUCAGGACAGGUCCAGUAGAUUUUAGGGCAAAACUCAGAGAAAUCUGUAGUGUUCAUCACAGAAGUAUAGUUGAGCUUUUAGGUGUGUGUGAGGAAGAGGACCGUCUCUAUCUUGUUUAUCAGUAUGUGGAGGGUUCUAGUAUGAAAGAAUGUCUACGCGGUAGCAAAGCCCCUGGAUAUACGGUUCUUUCUUCAUGGCUUUCAAGAAUACAGAUUGCUGUAGAUGUAGCCCAAGGGCUUGAAUAUAUGCACCAUGAUAUAUCCUUCAAUUAUGUCCAUAAGUAUAUUAAGAGUAGCAGCAUAAUUAUUGUAGGGCCUGAUUUGAAUGCAAGAAUCACACAUUUUGGGACUUCUGAGUUAACUGGUGAACUGUCUGCGAAACAUGAGGGCGAGCAAUCCUCAAGCACAGAGAUUACAGAGGAGGAUUCUGGGGAGACUAGUGGGCAGUUCAAGCGGUCACGCAGUAGGAAAAUUAUUGGGUCACAAGGUUACAUGGCUCCGGAGUUUGCUGCAAGCGGUAAAAUUUCUCAAAAAACUGAUAUUUUUGCAUUUGGGAUGGUUUUGUUGGAGCUUUUGACUGGACAGGAGCCUGUAAAAUUUUCUUUUGAUGCAACGAAGAAUCAGUACAAGAGAGUUUCACUCACUGAGACCCUCUUUCAAAUGAUUUCGGAAUCAGAUUUUUCUGCCAAGCUGCGGACAUGGAUUGAUCCUCGGCUUAAAGAUUCUUACCCUGUUGAUAGUGCUGAGAAAGUUGCAAAGCUCGCAGCAACAUGUGUAGAUAUAGGUCCACACGAUAGGCCGGAUAUGAGACAUGUAGCUGGAGAGCUAUCUAAAAUUUAUCUGAAAUCUAAGAAAUGGUCAGAGGAACUGGAGGCAAAUAAAGCCUUCAUGAGUACCACAAUGGAGGCUAGAUAGCUUGAUAAAGUAUAGGAUUUUUUCUCCAUUUUCUGCAUAGGCCUUUGGGUUGGUUCUGAAAAUCAAAGGUGUUUAGAUGUGGUCCACACAAUGGACCGAACAUGAGACAUGUAUCUGGAGAGCUAUCUAAAAUCUAUCUGAAAUCUAAGAAAUGGUCAGAGAAAAUGAAAGCGAAUAAAGCACUCAUGAGGGCUACAUUGGAGGCUAGAUAAAAUGAUACGGUAUGGGAUUCUUUCAUCAUUUUCUACGUAGGGCCUUUUUGUUGUUUCUGAAAGUGUAAGAUGUUUAGAUAUAGUUCACACAAUAGAUUGGAUGUAAGACAUGUGCCUGGAGAGCUACCUAAAAUUUAUCUGAAAUCUAAGAAAUGGUCAGAGAAAAUGAAGGUGAAUAAAGCCUUCAUGAGUGCCACUUUAAGGUAGAGAGCAUGAUAGAGUAUGGAAUUCUGUCUUAAUUUUCAGCAUAAGGCCUUUGUGUUGGUUCUCGGUGUUGGUUCUCAAAGUGUGAUCAAUAUUGAAUAGAGAACUUCCUUUGAGUUCUUGGAUUCUGCUCUCUUCUGCUCCAAACACAACAUAUUAUUAUGUAGUCAGAGACAUUGUGGAUAGCAGAAUAUAACUAUUAUAGAAAGGAGUGAUUUGUAAUUCUAAAAUAACAGAAACAGGAAGUUCUCUUAUAUUGAUUUUUCUUUAUUGAAGAUCUUAGGCUUGAAGAGGAGGCCCUUAUUUCUCUUGGGUAGGCGAGGGCUUCAAUUCGUUAUUCUGUAACGUACAGCAUGCACCUCAUCCUUUUGUUUUAAACGGUGAUACCUGGUGCAGUUACCAGAGACAAUUCUCAUUGCGAAUUGUUUGUCAUGGAAGCAGCAUUUUAGGUCAUACCAGUUAAUACCCUUGUGGAAAAUCUUAGCACCUUGUGCAUUUGAUGAUCUAUAAUUGAUAAAGUUUCUACAUACUGAAAGUAAAUGAAGGUUGUAUACUGAACCUACUUGAACUGAGCUUCAAAUCACAUAAUAUUGAAUAUAUCUUGUGUAAGAAUUAGUGUGUGUUUGUUGCUGGAAAUGAAAAAUGUAACUAUAAUAACAAAAUUCAAGUGCAAAUAAUAUCAGAUACCUAAGGUUUUUAACCUGGAAACCUCACUGGGGAGAAGACCAGCUUGUAAGUGUAAUUUGAUCACUUCCCUUAAUUACUUCAGUUUGGCAAUUACAUAGAGCAUAAUAUGGUGUCUGUCAACAACAGUAUACUUAGGUUUUUUUAGCUAAAUUUCAAUGCACUUGCACAUACAGAACUUGGCUACUAUUUGUCAAUUACCACGUGCCAGUAUAUCAAUCCUGAAGGACUGUUUGCACAAGGCAUGCCGCGUUUAGAGAUCUUCAUGCAGCACGUGCAUGAUGCUUACUGGUAAAUCAAAUACAAAAAUAGCACACUCAAGACAUCACACUUGGAAGAUAAAUAACCUUUACAUUGCUCAAAUUCAUCUAAAUAUCUGGGCAUGGUUGCACAGUAGACCCGAACAAAAAGGUUCAUGUGACAUUUACAUUAAUGCUUCUGACCAAAAUCGAGCAGCACUUUGUUGCAAAAGUUUUUGCUCUCUGAAUUACUACACUACCCCUGUAUAUGUAGGAAUCCAAGAAGAGCACUGAUUCAGAUUACCCUAGCUGCAUAUCUGUGCUUUUAUUUAUUCUAUGAUGGCUGAAAACCAGGGAAAGAAUGUGUGGUGCAUGUCCAUCUAACAUUCCAAUCCUAAGCUACCCAAAACUUACUUAUCUUCCAUAUAGCAGGUGCAGCAUGCACAAAUACAAAUAUUGGUGUCAAAAUAUACACAAGAUAUUACAGAAGUAUAGUGACAAUAUCCUCUCGGCACAAUCAUCUGUUCUGCCAACCUAAUGCAGGAGCAUCUGGGCUCACAUGCGAUCCAACAUCAACCAAAAAGACAUCUAAGGUUCACUUCUGUCUGCUUUGUUCUUGUUUGUAUUGUGUUUGCUUGAGGAAAUUUUAGCUCGAAGUUGGCCAUUCUAAGGGCAUCACAUGGUAGAAGUCCCUAAUUGGUACUUGUAGUUUAAUUUGGUGGAAAAAGGAGAAAAACGGCUAAGUAAUAGCUGACUGGAGUUUUUGGCCUCUUUAGGAAUUGGUUGAAGGUCAGCUGGUUCCAAGAACCUUUGGAAAUGCCGAUAAUUUCGGGUCCUAGUGAAAUUGCCAACAAGCUCAUUCUUGAGUUUUUCGGCUAAGUAAAAAUUUCCAUCUUGUCAAAGAGCAUAAUGGGUGUCUCUGUUUGAAUUUUGGGUGAAAUUGGACAAGUUUGGGCAAAGCUAUGAAGAGUCAGAGGUUAAGCCUAGAUCGGGAACAAAUCAUAGGAAUGAUAGGUUUCAGGAACACUCAAAACCCUUGACAGAGCUUCAAGUUCCUUUGGAACUCCUGAUUGUUGAUGAAGACUUAGAAGUUUUUGAAGUUUGUUAAGAUCACAGAGUUCCUGGUGGAUCGGAAAGCUUCAGCAAGGUACAGAUCACAAGCCUAGAUAGUGUUGGGAACAUUGGGAGGCCCUGAUGGUUCCCAUUCCCACUCAUUUUGUCGACAACCAAGGAAGAAACAUGGGUUCUUCAUAAACCCCAACACCCUAACGAAUGGUGAAGGGUAGGAGUUCCUAAGAACCCCCGAAGCCCCAACAAUAUAUGGAACCCUGGAAGGCUGAAGCCUGACUAGGUACACAAAGACAUUGUCGACCUUGACAGUUGACAAGAGCUAAAAGCAGAUAGAGGCCAAAAAUGGAUGCCGAUCGGGGAGUACUAGUUCCUGGCUGUAUAAAAACCCUUGACAAAGUGAUAAACGAUGGUAGAAAAUGACAAAGCGACCUAAAGGCGAUUAUAUGGCCGGUGAAGUGGAUCAAGGUGACAACUGCUUAGGUGCCACAUGUCCCAACAUGUUUAGAAUGUGGAGCAGCUGAAUCUUCCCUUGUUUGCCCUGUAAGGGUAAACUUUGGACUAAUUUGAAGGAACUUUUUGGGGAAGCCAAGAGAGGAUGGUUGGAAGAGUCUCCUGCUGUGUUUGCAGAGAGAAAAGCCAUGAAUAGAGGGCCAAAUUUGUAAUCUAUGAGGAAUGUAAACCUUUUGAAACAAGAAAUAAAAUAUAUUGAAUAUUGUGAAUGUUUUAUUUUGUAUAGCUUCUGUUGCAUGUGAGAGUAGUGUGUGUGUUGUUUGUUGGCUACAUGACUGGGCGGUUUGGUAAGACUCAUUGGCCACGACUGGACCAUGUGGUAUGAGAGGAGUUGCUCACGGAGGAUGUGUUGAGUGAGAUAUGUUGAGGUGAGUUGCAUGAAAGGGUUGAGGUUGGGCAGGUUUGUUGCAGGAGUCUUGUAAGUGUAGAGAAGGGUGAGAGUCUAUGGUUGUCCUCUAGCAAAGGUUGAGCUUGGGUAGAAGGUGCACCGAGAGUUCUUCUAUCGAGAGAGAGUAGGUAGAGGAAGUGAGAGGCGUGUCUUCCGGAAACCUUUGUUGGGUAGAGGAUAUGUGAGUGUGAGAUUGAGUUUGUUGCAGGUGUGAGAGGAACCUAUAUCUACGGAGAGCAGUCUCUAAAGGUUUGUGAGUUCAUGUGUGCUUGAGUGUGUGUGAGAUAGAAUAGAGAAAGAGAGUGGGGUUUGUCUUGGGAAAGGUGUUGGGGAUUUCAAUCCUUGUCAGGAGAGGAAGGGUGUACAAGGCUAGAGAUGAAGGGGAUGUUGAAGGGCUUGAGAGAGGCCAGAGUAGAAGUGAAGAACAGAAGAGAAGAGGACAAUGUGGGUUUGUGUACAGAUGAACCCGUGUGUCUAGGGAAAGAAGAGAUUGCAGCAAUAGAAACAUGUCUUGUUGAAGGCAUGGGAGACGUGGAGAAAAAAGUUGAAGAGGUAGUGUAGUAGAGCAUGAAAAAACUUGUCACCAUGCAAGAAGAAGAAGAUGAUGAAGUAGGUGUGGUUGCAGUAGUGUGCCUUAGUGAAGGUGUUGAGGUGUUGGUGGCUGAAGUUGUGCAUGGAUAAGUUACAAUGGUGGAGAAGAGUGGGGUUGCAACAAAGAAUGGUGAAGAAAAUAUUGCACUAGAAGUUGAAGAGGAGGGUGAUAGAACAAAAGCUGUCGAGUGUCCUUCAAAGGACAUGAAAGAAUUGGAAGAUGAAAGUGCAGUUGAUGAUGGAGAGGGAGAGGCUGUAGCAGACAGUGAUGUGAAAGAUUCUACAGAGAAUGGUGUAGAUGAGGUAGAAAGAGAAGAAGGUUCUUGGUAGGAAGGCUGUAGCAUAGUGGGUUAAAAACCACUAGAGGGAGAAGAGGGAUUAGGGAAGGUGAGAAGUUGAGGAAUAUUGAGUGGAGGAGUUUGGGCUAUGGUGGGUUCAGUCCCACGAGAGAACAGAGAGCAGAGUACAUUUGGAGGAGGUGGUUGGGUUGUGGUGGACGUAGGUCCACGAGAAGGAAGAUGAAUGAAGAGAAAAUUGGGUGGAGGAUGGCACUAGUCCUAGCCAAAUGCUGGAAGAGGCAAAGGAAGAAAAUUUCUAAUGAGCUUUCUUCAAUGAUGGAGUUUGUUGUAGGUUGGGCACAACCUAGAAGGGUAGUUUUACCACUCAACUCCGUUUUGUGAGCUAUGCUCACCAACUUCUUACUUGGCAUGUCUAAUGCAAGAGUAUCUGGGCUCAUAGGUGUCCAACAUCAACCAAAAAGACAUCUCAGUUUCAAUUUUGUUUGCUUUAUCCUUUUUGGUUUUCGUUUUUGCUCUAGGAGGAAAUUUUAGGUUGAAGUUGGCCAAUUUAAGGGCAUCAUUUGGUAGAAGGCCCUAAUGGGUACUUGUAGGUUUUAUUUAGUGGAAAAAGGAGUAAAAGCAACUAAGUUAUAGCUGAUCAAAGGUUUCAACCUCCUUAGGAAUCGGUUAGAGAUUUAGCUGGUUCUAAGAACCCUUGGAACCAUCGACAGUUCCAAGUCCUAGUGAAAUCAUUAACAGGCUCAUUCUUGGGUUUUUCAGCUAAGUAAAGGUUCCAUCUUGUAAAGGAGCCUAAAGGGUGUCUUUGUUUGAAAUUUGUGUGAAAUUGGACACGUUUAGGCAAAGUUAUGAAGAGUCGGAGGUUAAGCCCAAGUUGGGAACAAAUUGGAGGAACGGUAGGUUUCAAGAACCACCUUGAACCCUUGAUGGAGUUCCAAGUUCCUUGGGAACCCUUGAUCGUCCAUGAAGACUUAGAAGUUUCUGAAGUUCAUAAAGAUUACAAAGUUCUUGAUGGAUCAAAAAGCUCCAACAAGGUGCAAUCAAAGGUCUAGUGAGUGUUGGGAAAAUUGAGAAGCCCUUAUGUUUUUGUACCACUCAUAUCCCCAACGACCAAGGAAGAGGCACAGGUUCCUCAUGAACCUCGACACUUUGAAAAAGGGCGAAGGGUAGGAGUUCCCAAGAACCCUGAAGCCUCGAUAGUAGAUGGAACCUCAAAAGGCUGAAGCUUGAUUUGGGUGCACAAAGACAUUAUCGGCCUUGAUGCCUAACAAGGGCUAAAAGCAAUACAAAGGCUGAAGAUCGAUGACGAUUGGGUAAUGCUAGUUCCUGGCCUAACUGAAAUCUCCAACAAAGUGAUAAAUGACACCAGCAAGCUAUAGGGCAACAUGAAAGCAAUAUGGCCUACAAAGUGGAUCAAGCGGAUGAAUGCUUGGGUGCCAUGUGUAUUGACGUGUCAGAAUGUGGGGUGGCUGAAUCUUCUCCUUUUUGUGUGCUAUAAAGGCAAAAUUUGGACUCAUUUGAAAGAACUUUUUGGGGAAGUUGAGAGAAGAUGGCUGGGAGAGUCUCCUGUCAAGUUCGUUGAGAGAAAGGCCAUGAAUAGAUGGCCAAGUUUGUAAUCUGUGAAGAAUGCAAACUUUCUGAACCAUGAAAUAAAAUAUUUUGAAUAUUGUGAAUGUUUAUUUUGUCUGGCUUUUGUUGCAUGUGAGAUUAGUGUGUGUGUUGUUGGCUGUAUGACUGGGUGGUCUGGUAAGACUCCCUGGCCACGACUGCACCACAACCACUCCAAUUUUUUCUUUUUCAAAUACAAAUUAUAUUUACCAUUCUUGUGAGUGCGUGAUGUGAUAGGGGGUUGUUUAGCUGUAGCUCUUGGAAGCAGAAGGUCCCAGGUUCAAUCAAAUUAAAAAGUUUUUGAUUAAGUAGAGCUUUUCAGGGUGCAUCUCAAAAGAUGGUUGCAAACUAUGACAUCAACUGCAAAAUGUGUUUUUGAAGAAAAGUUAAUCCCUUAACUGAAGCUUGCCUAGAGGUAUGUAGGUGUGUCUUUGUAUUGUCAUGAAAAAAUUGAACGUCUUGCUCCUCUGGUCCACCUGGUUUUUGCAUGUCCCGCAUUCUUUGCUUUCUGCCAUGUCUUCAACUACCUUGACCAGCUUCUUGAUCUGUCUGUGCAUGAUACUGGACAGCUCCUUAAGUUGCUACAUUUACUUUCCAGUAGGAUCAGCAUACCUGGACCAGUCAAACUAAGUAUCACUUUUGUAGUCCUGUUUCAUCUUAAAAUUUAACAGGAAUGUAUUAUCAGUGUGUCAAUGUUAAAUCAAUAAAAAACAAUUACUUUACUGUCAAAUCUGUUUAAAACAUUUACUUUACUAUCAAACCUGUUAAAAACAAUUACUUUACCAUUUAAAACAUUUACUUUACUGUUAAAAACAAUUACUUUACCCCACUUAUAAUGGAAAACAAUUAUUUGACUGACGAAUCAAAACAAUGGAAAACAUAUUACAAACGAAUUUCGCUGCAGAAACAGCCGUUAGAAACGAGAAAUGCGUUUCUCCCGUUGAAACGCGAAACGACGGGAGACCAUCGCGUUUCUGGCAACUAAGGUAUUAGAUAGGCCUGAUGAAGCAUCUUUUCUUUUUCUGUUGGUUUCUUACAUCCCAGAAUACAUCUCCAGACUGAAACCUACCAUACCAAUAGCUGAUGUGCAUGGUUUUGUCUCUGAAGUUCUGAUAUCUUAAGGGUGUAACUUGUAACACAGAAAAUUAUUGUUAUCCAUUCCUCGAACUUGUCUACUAUCAGUCUUAGAACAUAUGACUUGCAAUUGUGGUUGAUUCACUGAUCCAAGUGCAGCCACGUGACCUUCAGAGAACAAUCUAGGAGAUAUAGAAAUCUAGGCAAACCAGUUUGUGUGUUUACCCUUUCUGGUAAUGAGAAUCUUCAGUUUCGACUUUAUUACAUGUAUACACCCAUUGUAUUCUAUUCAUUUCUACAUUCAAUAGAUUUAGCAUGCAUUUGCAAAAGUAUUUGGUGCCAAAUUUGUACUGGUUAGUUGUGUUUUUCUUUUUCUUUUGCAUAUUCUAUAAUUCUGUCUUUCAGUAAGAUAGGAUUGCCCCCUGCACAACCUGGGAUCCAGAUCAUUCACUUUAUCUAGAAGUGCUGUUUUGGACAAUUAAAAUCAGAAUUUUGUAUAUUUCAUAGUUUGGAUUCAGUAAUUGGAUUAUAUGGAAGUUGCAGAAUCGGUAGUGCCUUAGAUUCAGCAGUUCUCAUGAUGUAUCUGGGCAAAACAAAAGGAGAUCAAUUUGCAGAAUUACACCAAGAAUGCAUAAAUGGCUAUCAUUACAUAGCAAUAAAAAAGUUGGGGAGGAAAAUUUUUAAAACAUCUUUAACUUAAUUAGUUAAGAUACUAAUCAGACUCCAUGAAGUUGGAAGAAGGGCACCAGCAUAUAUUAACCAUAUGAACCUAAUCUUGCGAAUUAGUCGACCAUAUCCAAAACUACCUGUUUACCAAAACUGUCACUAUUGCACUGCUAGUAUUCACUUAUCAAGUUUUCUGUGGCUUGGAAACUCCAAUUUUUAUUUCCAGCAACAAAUGUAGUUGUUUCCUAACUUUGU
This is a messenger RNA of Cryptomeria japonica (Japanese cedar), 9903 nucleotides long. Its product is annotated as lysM domain receptor-like kinase 3. The coding region runs from base 867 to 2105 and encodes 412 amino acids. Gene Ontology annotation, biological process: protein phosphorylation. NCBI's taxonomy places the organism in Eukaryota, Viridiplantae, Streptophyta, Pinopsida, Cupressales, Cupressaceae. Gene Ontology annotation, molecular function: ATP binding; protein kinase activity. The transcript has 3 exons. The record is from RefSeq and is a predicted model, not a curated record.